UAACAGGAGCAGUGAGUCUAGUUCUUCAUGUAAACGAUCACUGAUCAGCUCAAUGGUCAACCUGUAGCAGUUAGUCUGUGCUUCAAUAAAAUGCACCCCCGCCCCCAAAGGAGCCCCGUUCGACGCCCGUCAGCCCGAGUCGCUUUGCACACAAGUAACAAAGUAGCAGUUUUACUCAUUAACGCAGCAAAAGUGAUUCCCGCGAGCGACGGCGCCCCCUGGUGGCCGGAAGUAGCGCUUCCAGUAAAGGGGGGGAGAAAAAAAGAAAAAUAAAGAGAGGAAGGAAAAAACACACAAUAAAAUAUGUAAGAAGAGAGGGGAGCGAAAGACGUGUGUUGGAAAGGGGCGGCGACACGUAGGUGAUGUGAAGGAAACCCCCAGCUGUGCGUGUGGACUGCGGUGUGUGUGUUGGCCGCCGGAAGGCAGAGAGAGAGAGAGAGAGAGAGACAGACAGACACACACAAAGACAGACGGAGAGAGAGAGAGGGCAGAGGCGCGGGCGGCAGAACAGUUUUAAGAAACGAGAGAGUAAUAAUACAGCACUAGUCAGUAGUGAGUAGUGUAUAAUAUUCAGUCAGUGCGCAGAAACACACACAGGACUACAGGCGAAAGAAGGAGAGUGUGUGUGACUUGGAGGGUGUGUGUGCGCGCGAGGGGAGAGAUCGCUGGACACGACACGACACGACACGCAGCUCCACCACCAUGGCCGCCAACGAGCAGCAGGUGUACAACACAACCACCGUUGCGGAAACCAAGAGGCCCGGAUGGUUUGUGGUGCCAACGAGCGUUCUGAGCAAACCUCGCUUUGUCCUGAAAGUGGCCGAAGUGCUACUGUCGUUCGUGGCCUUUAUCCUGGAGGAGGUGGUGUCCAACUGCACGUCCUGCACCCCGCUCUACGUCUUUGAGUUCUUCAGCUGCACGGCCUUCCUCUUCACCACCCUGUUGCUCGUGCUCCUGGCCACCACUCUUCACCAGAAAGUGGGGAUCACCUGCUGGCCCACCUUGGACCUGUGUUACACAUUAGCCAUUGGCGUCCUCUUCCUUAUCGCCUCCGUCGUCUUCAGCGCAGACAACGGGGGGUCUCAGCUGGAGGGGGCUGCUGUGGUCUUUGGUUUCCUGGCUUCCUUUGCGUUUUUGGUGGACGCCGGGAUCUUUGUGAAGACAUCCGGCUUGCCGUGUCGCUCGGGGCCCCGUCCGGCCCCCGACGGGCCCCAGCACCGGGCCCCCGAGGUGGAGAAGCUCAACGCCAAUGGCACGGAGUAACCCGGCAGGGCUCUAUUGCAGCGAUCGUCAUUUCCCUCGUACCGAAUCAUAUCAUCCCACAUCCCGCCUUCCUCCUUUUUCGGUUUAACUUAGGUACUUGACAGAUAUCAAGGGGACGAGCAGAGGAUUCCGUGGGCCCUCAGUCGGAGCGUAGGGAGCUUUCAGGAGGACGUUCCAGCAUCGCUGUGAGACGGCGUCCUCUCGAGUGUUCUCCUCCUCCGCAAACGUUUAGCGUCCCCUUUCUACCCUUUUUUUUUACAUAAAAACCACCAGCAAGCAUUGUUCAGACUGCUGUUUUAAGAGAAUGUUAAAUAUAUUUUAUCUGAAAUACAGAUUAAUUUGGAUGGUGCCUUUGCACAGGAAAAGUGUAACUUAUUACGAAUAAAUGUUGUUAAAACGGUUCAGGACAAUCCAGCUUAAAGGUUAUGCAAUUUUUUUUUCCUUUCUCCAAACAAUAUUUUUAAUGUAGUUCUUCACUGUGUAAAUCAGGUGUUUCUCAGUUUUAACACCCAAAGACAUUUGUUCACAUUCAGACUUUUGCACUUUCAUGUCAGGUUCGGCUGUUUCUAAUAUCUGUCCUUAAAGGAAGCGACCUGAAGUGCCUGGGCCUGUUGGCGUCUCCCACAAGUGUGUGUGUGUGUGUGUGUGUGUGUACGUACUGUAGCAAUGCCUCUCCAACAGAAAGUAUAACCAGCCUCUACCUACAGCCAUGUCUUAAAUAACUGCUCGGUGUCUCCUGUUAGACAACCAGCCUGAACUGUGGGCCUCGAACCGGUGCUGUGGAGUCGGAGUCGGAAGCAAUUGUUGGAUUACUGGAGCGGGAGUCGGAGGUUCUGUGUAGCGACUCCACAGCCCUGCCUCGACCGGCUUGCUUUUCCAGGGUGUUUUUUUGUUUUAACUGACUGGGUUGAUUGGUCUCAUUUCUCAUCCCUUUCUGUAAAGGCAGCUGGAAUGAGACCCAGGUCCUCGAGUUGCGAAGCCCUGACGUACAGCACCGUAGUAAACUGUAGUCCAAUUGUGAAGGAAGACGCUGCCCCCCGGGACUUAGUUUCCCUGGUUUUUACAUCAUUUUGUACUACAGCACAUGUAUGGUCUGAAUAUAACUUCUGAAUAUUUUAUUUUUGCUCUUUUACACAUUUUGUUAGUAAGAAAUAUAAACCAGUUUAAUACCUUGAAUCUGUGCUUUUUACAGAGUGAGCAGUGAUACAGAUUGUUUCCAGAAAUUAAAGUAAAAAUGAGAAUAAAGCAGAUGAAUUGCAGUAUGGGUGAGCUGAACACGAAUACUGGUGAUAACAGCUGGAAUUUGGGGGUUUUAAAAACCUGCUGUAAAACUGUCAAAUCACAACCUGCCUGAUGUGUGUGUGUGUGUGUGUGUGUGUGUGUGUGAGUGAGUGAGUGAGAGAGAGAGAGAGAUUUCUGCAUCGGAAGCAGUCCUACUUUUUUUAUUAAUCCUGCAAAGGUUUCAUUUUAAUCAUUUUGUAUACAUAUUAAAACGUACUUGUAUCUUUUUGAUAUUUACACUGCGAGGUUCUACCUGUUGUCCUCCUGUUUUCCAAAUGCUGACUUGUGUACGUUAGAUGUGUGGAAACUGCUUUUAGUGAUGUAAGAAAAUAACUGAUCAAUUCAUACUUUAAUCAACAGUUAAUAUGUAAUUUUUAAUGUGAUAAACAUUUUUGUAAACCCUUAGGCAGAAGCUCAUUGGGGGCAGGACAGAUGUUCAGUUGCUGUGGCCUCGUGCAAAACCGCUUUGUCCUGCGGCAGCUGUUCAUUGGGGUUUUUCAUACUGUAAUAUUGAUUCAAAAAGAAAAUUGUAAAUAUAGCUUAAUGGCACGCGGGCAGCAGCUGGACGCUCGUCCACGAGGAUGUUUCUCUCCUCCUCUCCCCAACUGUCUGUUCUCGUGUCGACACGGUGGCGAUGGGACCGUGUUCCGGUCGCCGGUGUCCAACUAGAACCCAGAGCCUGGGCUGGCGUUUAUUUUUUUGCAUCUUUGCCCACUAAUUCUGCUGUAACUGAAGCCACAAUUUAAUAAAAUGAGUAA
This is a messenger RNA of Scleropages formosus (Asian bonytongue), 3302 nucleotides long. It is a transcript of the gene cmtm6, whose product is annotated as CKLF-like MARVEL transmembrane domain containing 6. The transcript has 5 exons. Gene Ontology annotation, cellular component: membrane. The coding region runs from base 703 to 1263 and encodes 186 amino acids. The record is from RefSeq and is a predicted model, not a curated record. Lineage: Eukaryota; Metazoa; Chordata; Actinopteri; Osteoglossiformes; Osteoglossidae.